Arctia plantaginis is the source of this 870-nucleotide messenger RNA. The record is from the annotation of a GenBank genome assembly. NCBI's taxonomy places the organism in Eukaryota, Metazoa, Arthropoda, Insecta, Lepidoptera, Erebidae.
AUGAGCAGACAAAGCUGUGGUGACGAUUACUUCACCCAAAAGCAAGAGUACCAGAAGUACGCGAACAGCAUGGGAAUAUCGGAAGUUCAGAAAGAUGACUCACCUAGAACCACACCCGAACUGUCUCGAGCAGACCAGUCUCCUUCGGACAGACCCAUCCCAGGAUCAGCUGAUAGCGAUGAUGCAGACGAAUUUCCUCCAAAACGAAAACAAAGGCGAUAUAGAACAACAUUUACCAGCUUCCAACUGGAGGAACUGGAGAAGGCCUUCUCGAGGACUCACUAUCCUGAUGUAUUUACACGAGAGGAGCUUGCGAUGAAGAUCGGUCUAACAGAAGCGAGAAUUCAGGUCUGGUUUCAAAACCGCCGAGCCAAAUGGCGUAAGCAGGAAAAGGUUGGCCCUCAAGCACAUCCUUAUAACCCUUACCUUGGAGCUGCGGGAGGAGCACCACCACCAUCUGUGGUCGCAUCUAUGCCUAACCCAUUCUCUCAAUUGGGUUUUGGGUUUAGGAAACCUUUUGAUGCCAACGCGUUAGCGUCUUUUAGAUACACAGGAGGCCCAGUCCUAGGAGCCCAAUACCUUGGAUCAGCUCUACCGCGACCACCGCUCUUUAGUGCCCCACUUUACACAUCAAGCCCUCCUUUCCACACACUCCUAGCUGGUCUGGCUGCUCCUCCACGGCAAUCUCCUGACCCACAACCUGUGUCGCCGCCAAUAUCUCCUGGGAGUGAGUCUCCUCCUACACAAACUUCUGCUCCAGAAAUUGAAAGAAGAAGUUCCAGUAUUGCUGCCCUUAGAAUGGCGGCAAGAGAACACGAAUUAAGACUAGAGAUACUAAGACAACGGCAUCACCCUGACCUAAUAAGUUGA